CUAUGGAGGUGUCACCGUUCAGCUUCACACUAGAGAGAUACUGGACGGAGGAGAAAGAGAGGGCGCUCAUAGCGUUUUUCUCCAAGCACAGUUGUCUGUGGAACCACAAGUCUGAGAGCUACAAGAACAGACAGCUGCGAUGGAAAACUCUGGAACACCUGAGGAUCCUUCUGUCAGCCCACCCCCCACCUGUUCCCUUCACAGUGGAAGACAUUAAGAAUAAGUUCAAGAACCUUCGUACCACCUUUCAGCGUCAGUACAAAAUGGUAAAGGCAAGCAAGGUGUGCAAGGGAGAAGAUGUGUUUGUGCCACAGUGGAAACACUACCAGCAGCUGAUGUUCCUGCAGGGCUGCUGGGACCAGGAUGACUGUGUUGAUGAGCAGCCACUGUCGCCGCUGACUCUUCCACAGGCGGAGACACAGUCUGUCCUUACAUCACCAGGACUGAUCAUCUCCUUCCUUCCCACCCCAUCCACCUCCUUCCCCUCCACCUCAUCUUCCUGCGUUCCCUCCAACAUGAUGGUUAAAUGUUACUGGACUGAAGAGAGGGAGCGUGCCCUGAUAGCCUUUUAUUCCGAGCACAACUGUUUGUGGAACAAGAAGUCUGAAAACCACAACAACCGUCAGCUCAGACUGAGUCUACUGGAGGCUCUGAGAGGCCAGCUGUCUGAUCACUCAGUGUCUUUCACAGUCGAAGACAUAAAGUGCAAAUUCAAGAACCUUCGGACAGUUUUUAACCGUGAAUAUAAGGCGGUCCAGGCGAGCGGGGUGUCUAACAAACUCUACGUGUCCAAAUGGAAACACUACCAGCAGCUGUUCUUCCUCUGUGAGUCCUGCGAUGAAGACAACAGCACAGACAACCUACAGAUACUAAUGCCACAGGAAGACGAGGACCUAGACAAUGGAAACCAAACACCAUCUUCCACCCUAAGCAGCCUGUCUUCCAGUUCCACCCAAACCAAUAGCAUCAAGGUCAAUAAAAACUCUGCUCUCUCCAACUCCAGUCAGAGCAACGACAAAACCCAUACCGCUGCAUACCAAAUCCUAAUCUCUGCAUCUCCAGACAGUCUCAAUCUAGCAAGUCAAACAGCUCCUUCCACACUCCCAGUCUCUCUAUCUACUUCAUCACUAGACACCAAACCUUGUACAAAGCCCUCUCCUCUAAAUUUCUCUGUAUCCGGUCCAGUUCAGUCAGACAGCAGACUGAGCACAGACCCCCGCUGCCACUGGAGUGAGGACAAAGUUCAGCAACUCAUAUCAUUUUACUCUGAGCAAAGCUGUCUGUGGAACCACAAGUCAGAGAGCUACAGAAACCGUCUACUCAGACAGAGUCUGUUGGAGACUCUGAGCCGCCUCCUGUCUGAAAAUGAGCCGGUCCCAUUCACAGUGGAAGACAUCAAGACAAAGUUCAGGAACUUGCGAACCAUUUUCCAACGUGAGCACAAGGUGGUGAGCUCAAACAAAACAUGUGGAUCAGAGGACUUUUACCUUCCAAAGUGGAAACACUACCGGGAGCUGAUGUUCCUCUGUGACUCCUGUGAUGAGGAUGAGCGACCUGAAGGCCUCCACUGCCACCAACCGGAGGAAUCCGGCCUCCUCCAUCUGGACAGCCAAGCCCCACCCUCCUCCCUACACUACCAUACUGCCACUCAAACUGCUACCAAAGGGAACAUCACACCACGAAGCCUUAAAGCCCCACCCUCACCUACUCCCCCAGACUCUCAGCACUCGUCCCCCUCUUCCUCCCCAUCCCCCUCCACAUCCUCCUCUCAUACUAACAGCCGAUUGUCGGGCCGCAAACGAGCAAGCCGCCUGGCGUCACCCAACAUGAACGAAAUGCUGGAUUUCAUGAGGAUGUUCUGUCAAAGUCGAGCGGUGUCACCGCACGCCGGGUUCAUGAAAUACGUUGAGGAGUGUCUGAAUGAGAUGCCGCCAGAAAAAGUGAAAAAACUGAAGAAGAAGAUCAUUGAGACGAUCCACAGCGUGUCAGAGGAAGUUUAGUGUUUCCUGUUUGAGGAGCUUAAGUCGGAAUCAGUGAAGUGAUUUUUUUCUAAUUGAGUCUUAUUCUUGUUGCUUUAGCCAUCAUAAUUCACCAACUGUCAUCUCAUUCUAAGUUACAGGCCGCUGACAGUCCAAUAAGUUGUUGCUGUCAUUUUGCUUAAAGGAUUAAAUUGAUAGCUACCGAGACAUCAGCAUACUACUAGCGACUACUACUUACUUCUAAACUGAACUUUGUCACCUUUGCUGGACUUUCAGCCCAAUGUAACUAACAUGUUAGCAUAUUUUAGCUUUUAAAUACACAUUGAUCAUGCAGUGACAUGCUGACAAUAUACUAAUGUAUCUGCUUGCAUGUUAACAUGCCAUUACUAAUGCUUGCAUGUGGAACUUUGCCACUUAGAAUUGGUUCUCAAAUUUAAUGUUCAGAUUUCAACAGACAUGAACAAUUAGCAUUUCAUUUUCGCUAAUAAAAACAAGUUACAUGCUUUACUACACACCAGCAUAUUAACUUGUCAAAGGUAGCAUUUUAAAAUGCAAAAGGUUUGCAUCUCAGUAUUAGACCUAGGGACAUUCUGUCAUGAAAGUGUUUGGCAAGUGGACAUUUUUAUUGACAUGAGAAACAUCAGGGGAUCACCAAAGUCAUAUGACAUACUGGACCAUGUUGGGUUGAUUUACAACUCCGUCUGGAUGUCACUAGUGUGGAUAAAACCACAACAGAAAGAAGUAUUUUGAAAGCACUAUAGUAUUUUCAAAUUUGUUGUGACUAGCUUUGUUGCCAAAACUUGAUCCAGAGAGCAUUCACAAAAGACAAAAUUGCAUGAAAUCAUUCCCUGUGCUCAAUGUACACUUUUACUAAAGGUAAUGUUCAGACCUUUCCAAGAAAUCUACCAGUGUCUAAUGCUUUGUGUUGUUCAAGAGAAAUGUUUUUGUUCAGCUGAAUGUUCAGUUCAUUCAGUUGAACAUGACAUUUUUACAGCUAUCUUCAGUCUUCAUCGAAAGAUGCCAACCUCUAGUUUCCUGGUGAAUUUGAGACAUGAUUUUGAUGCUUACAGAACAAUUCAGACAUUAAAAACUCACUUUUGUCACUUUAGUUUUCUGAAGAACUAAAAUUCAGAAAGGCAAUUCAAACAAACUUCUUCGACAUGUAAUGUACCUCUUUAUUUAUUUUAGUGUAAGCACUUAUGGGGGAAAUCGACAUUAUUACCAAAGAAGUUUUUUGAAAUGUUGAAAGAGUUUGAAGACUGUCAGUCAUUAGUCAACUAAUUUUGUCAAAAUGUAACCACAGUUCACUUUUAAAUGUGCUUCAUUCUUGGACAUGUUAUCAUGAAAAUGUGAAAUUCGACCAUUUAAGCACUGUACUUUUAAAUAUGACAUCACUCUGAGAUGUUAUAUUUAGCUUUUCUUUUUUAAUCAACAAAGUUUUAUUCCAAUGUCAAGCUUACUAUCAGUUGUAAAAAUAUUUAAAGUUUAUAGAUCUGUAAGUUGUCUUUUUUUUUUUUUAAUCUAUGCAUGUAAAAGGUUUUUAAAAAUUCUAUUCCUGUUCAGUUUUAAAUAUUUAGGUUAUGGUUGAAUCUAAAUUUCUUGAAGCAAUUAUGGUUAUUUUGUAGUACUGGCUGUGAAACAUUUGUGAUUUUUUUUUCUUGUAUUGCACAUUUAUAUAAGAAUAAUUUUAUAUCCUUUCUCUGUUGUUUGCACAUUUGUUAAAAUUUGACUUAGUGCCUUAUCAGAAUCACAAUAACUGCAUUUCCAAUCACAAACAUAAAACAGGUGCUCUGUUCUGUUCUGGUCUGCCGAGGGGAAAAUGCAAUGGUGCAUCACAUUAAAUGUUGCUGUGGCAAGGAAUUG
Molecule: messenger RNA, 3842 nt
Organism: Seriola dumerili (greater amberjack)
Lineage: Eukaryota; Metazoa; Chordata; Actinopteri; Carangiformes; Carangidae
Exons: 7
Coding region: 3-2000 (665 amino acids)
Source: RefSeq, a predicted model, not a curated record